Messenger RNA from Pezoporus flaviventris, 1088 nucleotides. It is a transcript of the gene CYTL1, whose product is annotated as cytokine like 1. NCBI's taxonomy places the organism in Eukaryota, Metazoa, Chordata, Aves, Psittaciformes, Psittacidae. The record is from RefSeq and is a predicted model, not a curated record. Gene Ontology annotation, biological process: positive regulation of transcription by RNA polymerase II. The transcript has 4 exons. The coding region runs from base 125 to 526 and encodes 133 amino acids.
AUUCAGGAGACUAUUUAAUUGGGAGCUGACUUGUCAAACUCACCCAUUGACGCUUACCAGUAGCUGCUAACCACUAACUGAUUUUUUUUCCUCCCUUCCUCCUCCUUUGGACAAGCUCCCUACAAUGAAUAUGCUGCUGAGUCUCAUUGCUCUGCUGUCUGCUGCCCUGCUAUCCAGAGCAGCCCCUCCAACUUGCUACUCAAGGGUGUUGUCUCUGAGCAAAGAAAUCACGGAGUCCUUUAAGGAGUUACAGACCUCCAAAGCUGUGGACUCCUGUGUGGAGAUGUUGCCCAGGCUGUACUUGGACAUCCAUAAUUACUGUGUGCUGGCAAAACUACGUGAAUUUGUGGCCUACCCCAGAUGUGAGAGAGUGCUUGAAGUGAGUGAGCUGAAGGAAAAAGCCCGGAGCCUGUACACCAUCAUGAUCUCCUACUGCAGAAGGGACUUGGUAUUCCUCACCGAUGACUGUAACGCUCUGGAAAAUCCUAUUCUGCCUCCCAUUGAGCCCUCCAUCAUUGAGAGCUAAAAGGGAUUCAAUCUGAAAGUUGUACCUGGGAAAUUUUUGAGGAGACCAAGAGACAAAAUAUGUACACAGUCAACUACAAUGUUAAGAACCAAGAGCUUUUUCAAGCACACCAGCAAUAUUAUCACAGACCUACCCAUUUUUCUGUACUUUGGCAGGAAAUGAACUGCAUGCCUUGCAUACCUACUGAGCUGCUAGGGGAAAUACUGUUAGAGAGCAUUUCUUCAUUUGGCAAGGUAUGAUAUUUCAGCUUAGCCAAAUGUAUAUAGUAUGUUUUGUUUAAACAUUAGUCACUUGAUUUUUUUUUUUUACUUUUUUAUUAAUAACUACUUUCAUAUAAAGAAAAUACAUUACGAUCAAUAUUCUACCCUGAUUUAGCAGUUCUUUUAUUAGAUGGACAUAGAAGGGACUAUGUUUUUUUCUUAAAUGUUUGAUAGGAGAAGUGUAACUGUGUACUGGAAGAUGUCUCUCUACCUGUAUAGCUCAUACAUAUAUGCUGAUAGUUUUGAUGUGAAACUUGUAAGACUAGAGGUGAAAAGAACUUGUCUCUGUGGAAAACUAAAUA